Etheostoma spectabile (orangethroat darter) is the source of this 7538-nucleotide messenger RNA. It is a transcript of the gene prrc2a, whose product is annotated as proline-rich coiled-coil 2A. Lineage: Eukaryota; Metazoa; Chordata; Actinopteri; Perciformes; Percidae. Bases 353 to 6235 code for a protein of 1960 amino acids. Gene Ontology annotation, biological process: cell differentiation. The record is from RefSeq and is a predicted model, not a curated record. The transcript is spliced from 17 exons.
AUUACCCAGUAGCCGUUGACGGCUCUUUAGGUGACGGAUCGAGUCCAGUAUUACAAUUUUCUUUACCCCUUUUCAUUUAUUUUUGGAAUUAAAAGAAAAGGAGUACAAGUAAGCCGAACACCUUCUUUAUAUAACGUUACUACUCAUAGCUAGUUGGUGCGAUCUACGGCAAAGACCUAAUGUGUUUGACUAUGCAGGAGGAUAACGUUGCUUAGCUACGCUAGCUGGGUCACUUGCUAGAAAGCUAAACGAUAGCAUACCGUUAGCUAACCUCAUUCUGCGAUACAACCUCGAGACAAGUCGGGACAAGACCAGUCUCAGGGCUCACCAUACUCAAUGAGCGGACAGCGCAAUGUCAGAGCGCUCUGGGCAAACUGCAAAGGGGAAGGAAGGCAAAACCAAGUAUGCGUCCCUCAACCUGUUUGAUACAUACAAAGGAAAGAGCCUUGAAACACAAAAGCCUGUUGUUCCCCCCCGCCAUGGCCUCCAGUCUCUUGGUAAAGUUGCCUCCGCACGGCGUAUGCCACCCCCUGCCAACCUGCCCAGUCUGAAGGCAGAGAACAAAGGCAACGAUCCCAACGUCUCACUCGUUCCCAAAGACGGCACAGGAUGGGCAAGCAAACCGGAACAAGCGGACCCAAAGAGUACCGAUGCAUCGCCAGCACCGCAGCCGGAAUUGCAGCAGCCUGUGGCUUCACCGACACCUGCACCGACCCGCCCGAGAACCCCGCCAGCUUCAGAGACUCUGGCCCCAGCUUCAACCCAGGCCGUAGGGGCAAGGUCCUGGGCACAGGCCAGUGUUACACAUGGAACACAAGGGGAUGGUGGAAAGGCAUCAAACCUACCGUCGCCAUUCUCUCGCGAGGAAUUUCCCACCCUGCAGGCGGCUGGCGACCAGGACAAAGCUGGCAGAGAACAGGGCACUGCAGAUCAGUGGUAUGGGCCCGGACCAAGCCUCCGCCCCCAGAACGUUACAAGUUGGCGGGACGGUGGGGGCCGAGCCCUGGCGCCCACCUUGUCUGGGGAGGGGGCAGUGGAGGGUGGCACUGGUGUGACGCUGGUGAUGGAUGGGGCAGUUGGGGUCCCCCCUCCAAACUCUCAGUCCCAUGGGCCACCUAGAAACCCUCCUGCAGGCAGCCCCGCCUUGCCCCUGCCCCAGCCCCCUGUGGGGCCUGGGUUCCCCCAAUACCGAGGGAUCAUGUCUCCCUUCAUGUAUCCUCCCUACCUGCCCUUUCCGGGCCCCUAUGGCCCUCAAGGGCCUUACAGGUACCCGGCACCUGGAGAAGGGCCUCCUCCAAGGUUUUCUCGUGGUCCAGACAGCAGGCCGCAAGGGGGUCCACGUGAAGGAGGUGGAGAGGCAGUAAAGCGACCCUCUAUCCUAAAGCAGGAUGACCUGAAGGAGCUAGACGAGCUGGACCAUGAUGGAGAUGAGGGCUGGGCAGGAGCUCAUGAGGAGAUUGAUUAUUCUGCCAAGUUGAAGUUCAGUGAUGAUGAAGAGGGGGAAGAAGAGAGAACCGAGAGCAAGAAUGACUUGCGUGAGCAGCAGAGGUCCCAGGAUGCCCCACCUGCAACCUCUCGCUCUCGAGCAUCGGACAGCUGCGGAGACACUCGCCGCACUCCUCCCUCUAAUGCUGACAAUGCCCCCCAAUCCCCCUCCAGCAAGCCAGGAUGGGCCGAGGAGGGAGGCAGUGGCUGGGGGGGCCAGGGAGCACCAACCAACUACCAGGUAGCACCAACCAACUACCAGGGGCGCAGGCCUGGAUUGGGUGGUUCCCGGGAGCAACCCUCCCCCCCACCUGGGCCCCUCCUUGGACAAGGGCCUUACUCCUUUUACCGACAGGACCGGCCCCAAAACCAGGGUGCCUCUCAAGGCCCGGGGAAACCUGUCCCAGCCCAGCAUCAGCCAGCACCAGGAGGCCCUUCUCCUCCUGCACAACCGGGCCUGCUGGUUCCCGGACCCCAGGAAAAUGAUGAGGAUGAGACUUGGCGUCAGCGCAGGAAGCAGUCCUCUACUGAGAUCUCUGCUGCUGUGGAGCGAGCCCGUCGCCGCCGCGAGGAGGAAGAACGUAGGAUGGAGGAGGAGAGGCGUGCAGCCUGCGCAGAGAAGCUAAAGAGGCUGGAUGAGAAGCAGCAACAGCAGCAGGGCAGCAACAUAGGAGGUGCUGGUAGCAGCUGUAAAAGCCCCAGCCCUGAUGGAAACGCUACAGCUGCCACAGCAGACAGCCCUAGUCCAUCUAUUUCAGCCUCUGCCUCUUCCCCCAACAUCAGCCAGCCACCAUCCCCCUGUGUGGACCCCGAAGAGCCUCCCGUGCUGGUUGUCCAGCCAGGGUCCAGUCCUGGAGUAUGUGACCGACAACGAGCCAGCAGCAACAGCAGCUAUGACUCCAGUGCGGAAGCCCAACAGUGUCCUCAGCCAGCUGUGUCACAGCCACAGCAGCCCACGCUGGACCUACCUUUACCAGGAGAAAAUAAGGAAGAGACCAUGGGUAGUUCGCACAUUCGUGCAGGAAGUGUAGGUGAAAGAGGAGUCGACCCAGUGAAGAUUGAGAAUAUCGGAGGGGGAGCAGGUCGUCCAGCCAGUGGGCCACCUGGCCAGGGUUACUCAAAGUACCAAAAGUCUCUUCCACCUCGAUUUCAGAGGCAGCAGCAGGAGCAGCUCUUGAAGCAGCAGCAGCAGUGGCAGCAGCAGCAGCAGCAGCAACAACAACAGCACAGCCAGGCAUCACAAAGCCAGCUGUCCCCCCAGCCCCAGGCUCAACAGGGUCCUGCACCAGGUUCAACACCCCAGUCUGGCCCUGGACCCAAGCAAGGUGGACCCAUGUAUCAACCCAGCAAUAUGGUCCGACCCCCGCCCCUUCCAAUGAAUUUUGACCCUCGUUGGAUGAUGAUGCCCUACAUGGACCCCCGCAUGAUGCAGGGCCGCCCUCCACCUAUGGACUACUAUCCAGCAGGCAUGCACCCGUCAGGGCUUAUUGGGCGUGAGCGGUCUGAUUCGGGGGGAUCUGGUUCAGACCCCUUUGACAGGCAGCAACAGCAUCCAGGGCACCCACACCGUGGGACCCCCCCUAUGGAUCCUAAGAUGGCCUGGGGGCAGGAAGUAUUCCCUGGCGGAGGGGAGGGCCGUGGUCUAACAUCCCCCCUCAGGCAGAAGCAGGCAUUGGAGGAUGAAGAUGUGGCCAAAGGACCCAGGAGCGACACUCCUCCACACCGAAUGCGAGAGGGUGGAUUGGGACCCAUUCAGCAACCCAGCUCCACCUCUGGUACAUCCAAUCAGACUCCACCUCCAGCUGGAACUCAAGUUGGGGUCCAGGGGGGUGGCCACCACCCUCAUCACUACAUAAGUGGGCGGGGCAACUACAGCAACUUCCCUGACCAGGGUGCGAGGAUGCAUCCCCACCAGCAGCAGCAGAGGGCGGAGAGGGGAAAUCAGACGCAUAGUUACACCCACCAGGAUGAAGGGCCUCCACGAGGGUCUCAGCAGGGACAGAUAUGGGGAACCCCACACCCUCACUACGAUCGCAAUGGUCGUGCUGAUCACCCUGUUGAGAGCAACUCUCAUCUCCACCACCAUCACAGCCACCACCCUCAGCAGCCUCACUUCAUUCUCCACCCCCAUAAGCCAGAAACCAGCCGAGACAGGGUUGUUGAGGCCCCAGCUAAGAAAACAGACUCUGCUCCCCCAAUCCACCAACCUUCCCUCUCAUCCUCCUGCUCUUCUUCUUCUUCCUCUUCUGCCAGGGAAGAUGGGCAUGUCAAAGUUGCCCUGCAUCAUCACCCAUCCCAGAGAGAGGGUGAAGUUGGUGUUGUGCACAGUCAUGGUGAUAGAGGCAACAGUGGCAGUGCUGGAAAUAGCAGCCAUGUGAAACAGGAGAAAACAGGCCCAGCAUAUGCUCCUCCUCCUUCAAUGACCUCUAGCCCCCCUCCAUCUCAACAUGGAAGUCAUACUCAGCAGCAGCAGCAGCAGCAUCACCACCCUCAUCCUAAAUCAAACCAAAGAGGGGGGCGGGAGCACAAGACAGAGACCCAGUGGGGCCCACGGCCUGGCAGCAGCAAUACGGGUGGGGGGUCCUCUCAUGGUAGGAGGGCCAACAAUGCAGGAGGUGGGAACAACUCCCGUGGAGGGGAGGACUCCUCCAACACUCCAUCUGACCACAGACCCUCCAACCAGAUGGGAGGCAAGCGUGCUGGCCCCAUUAAGAAGCCUGUGCUGAAGGAGAUGAAGAGAGAUGGAGGGGAAGCUGAUGGAGUAGAAAAAACAAGUUUUGGAAAAGAUAAAGAGAAAGAUGGUGGCCAACCCACCCUCAUGAAGCAGGAAGCUUCCUCCACCUCCCAGAACACAUCAGCUCCAUCUAAAGAUGAGCCAGUCCAGACAGCCAAACCCAGAAAUGGAGGAAAGGAACGACCCCCAGCAGGAGGCGGGGGUGGGUCUGGUAGAGGACCUAAAGAUGUAGACAACAAUUCCUCAGGAUUUUCAGGGUCCUCCUCCAGGAGGGACAGGGACCGCUCCUUUGAGAGAGGAGGAGCCACCUCCCACCACCAUGGAGUCCCCGCCAAGGGCAGCAGAGCCAGUCGCGGACGAGGGGGAGAGUUCUACGGGCGUGGGCGUGGUUAUCGUGGCACCUACACGGCCGCGGCUGGGCCCACUGGUGGCAGUCGGGGCAGAAUGAGUGGCAGGAGCGGCAGAGACUACCGUUCAUCUGUUGGCGGUGGCCACCACCAUGAAUCAAAAGGUGAGGGGGGCGGUGGCAGACACGGUCAGGAUCGGUCCCAACAUAACCCAGCCAGGGCCAGGAACCGGAGUGAAACCCGCAGUGAGGGUUCAGAGUAUGAGGAAAUACCCAAGCGUAGACGGGAGAGAGGUUCAGAGACUGGCAGUGAGAGUGGUGCAAGUGACCUUGCUCACUCAGACAAGGAAGACCACCAGAAACCUAACACCAAGAAUGGCUCUGAUAAGGCACACACCACUGGCAGCAGCAAUAUGACAUCUGCACCAGCCAGAGGUUCCCAGGCCCGGGUGUUCACCCCUAGGGGUGUGCCCUCUAGGAGGGGCAGGGGUGGAGGUAGUGGAGGAGGAAACAUCUACAGAAGUGGUGGCAAUAUUGGAGGACCACCUGGGGGACACCGAGUUGGACCCAACUCAGCCUCUCAUAGUGGGUCCUCCAAGUCGUCAGCCUCAGCACGAAAACAACAAGGCCCGCCACAAACCUCUGGACCAAAAGACUUUGGUAGGGGAGGAAAUGGAGGAGAGAAGAAAGACAAGACAGCUGAUGCAAGUCAAACUCAAAGUCUGGGGGCCAAUCCCCCUCAGCCAUCUUUACCCGCUGCAACUCCUGCCACUUUGUGUUCCACUGAAAAUGGAGGAGUUGUGACCCAGCAAGCUUCAAACAACCCUACGCCAAACUCAGGAGGGUUAAAUGCGCUCCCUCUUCCCGCUAACCGUGGGUUUCCUCCCAGUGGGUUUGAGCGACCACCUAGACGUCGCCGUCACGGCCGGUCCCAGCACCAGCAGGACAAGCCCCCUCGGUUCCGGAGACUGAAAGAGCGAGAGAAUGCCGCUCGUAUCAACGGAGUAGUGGGGGUCAUCGGGGGAGGAAGGCCCUCCUCUCCUACCCUGAAUUCAGUUCAGGACAGUAACGGAACCCCUAUCUCUGCUCCCGUGACGGGCAAUGCCCAAAAUGCUAUCCACAACACCACACUAACAACCAACAAUAACAGUGGUGGUGGGCAUCUUAGCAAUGCAAAUAGUCAUCACCACCAUCACCACUACAACCAGGGCAACGCUGGGCAGACCCACCCCCAGCACCACCACAGCCAUGGAGCAAAGUCCCCUGACUUCACCAACCAGAACUCAGACCAGGCCAAUGAGGAGUGGGAGACCGCCUCCGAGAGCAGCGACUUCACAGAGUUCAGAGACAGGGAGGGAGGAGGAGGAGGAGGAGGAGGGAAGUCCUAUUCAUCUCACCAUCCCCAUCACCUGGGAAGAGGGGGAGGGGGAGGUGGGGUUGACCGCAACAUGACGGGAAAAGAGCCCUCAGCGAAUAAAAGAAGCUUCUCAAGCCAGCGUCCUGGCAUGGAGCGACAGAAUCGGAGGGUCAACCCUGGAGGAGGGGGAGGCGGAGGGGGAGGAAGAGGCCCACGAGGGCCGCCUGGAGGUGGCUCCGGUGGGCCUGGUAAUGGAGGUGGCAACCGCGGGGAGAGGCGUGGCAACUGGCCCUCCCCGAAAAAUAGGAAGUGAUGAAAUAUUUCAAAACAUUUCAGAUGAACCCCACCCACAUUAAACCACCCUCUUGCAUCUUUAUCCCUUUUUGAUAAUUACUUCAUGGCUUAUCUGUUGGCAUCCCUAAACAUAUUAGUGCAUUGUACAGUAUAUGGAGAUGGUAUUCACAUUCAACUUAGUGCCCCACCCCAGUCACCUCUUUCCCCUUGCAUCAAUCUACCAUCAACCGUCCGUUAUUGUAAAUUUCUGUGUUUGUUCCGUCUUGCUCCCCCCCCCCCCCCCCCCCCCCCCUCCUUAAUUUCACCCCAGUUGGAUUUGACAAGCAUGUGGUUCUUCAAAUGGGAGGUGCACGUCGUUUUGACAGAAGACAUUCACACAGAGCUCAACACACUUGCGUAUACAAGCACAAAUAUGACAUCUUCAUCAAACAUACGGAACACAUGCAGUCAUAUGGUUGCAAAAUCAAAACAUGGGAUUUAAUUGGCAAAUGUUUGGAUUGGGCAAAUUUUUAUAUGUAUGUUGUAUGUACCUAUGUAUAUUUCUACCACACUUUGGCCUUGGGUGGUAUUAAGUAGUGCAGUUCUGCAUUACUUCCCUCACAAAGGGAAAGAGUGCAGCUUUAUCUUUUAACAAGAACAAUGUACCAUAAGUUGUUUUUUUUCUUCUUUUUUUGGCCUUGUGUCAGUUGAGUUUCAGCCUUUGGGAAAUGUUAGGGGUGUGUGUUUUUUCUUCUAAAAAGCAGGUCAUUAAAAUACCUUUUUACUAAAUUCCCUAAAUCCUCCUUUUGCUGACUCCUGCAAACUCCGUCUCUGAUUACUGUGAUAAGACCCAUUGAAGUACUACUGCUCACCUACACUUUGCAUUGAUCACAUAGAUUUGUCUUUAAUAUCAAUGUUUCUGCUGCUUGUUCAGAUAGACAUCUGAUAUUUCAUUAGCUAUUGGUUGGUCCUUUUAUGAACUAAAGGCUUUUAUAGCUUCAUUGUAGCAUCUUCCCCAUCUGCAGAAGUUGUGCGUAAAUCCAAGUUCCCCAAUUUUUAUUGUCAUUCAUGACUUUUGUUUACCCUAUGAAGACUAGGCUUGACUAUCGAUAGCUUGACACCUUUAUUUGAACAACCAUUAUUUCCUCAGUGACUUCCACUUUUAUGGAAACACUUUUUUCUCCCCCUGAAGAUGAAAUACCACAUUGUAAGGGGGGUAAAAUGAGUGAAAUGAAAAUGUAUCUUAUGAUAGCAUAAAGAAAAAAAGUUUGACUUUAAUAAAAAAUGUUCACGCUUCAAUAGGUAAUUAAAUAUGUUCUAAUAAGCACUCCUUAUAGUAUAAC